Molecule: messenger RNA, 650 nt
Organism: Cryptomeria japonica (Japanese cedar)
Lineage: Eukaryota; Viridiplantae; Streptophyta; Pinopsida; Cupressales; Cupressaceae
Product: non-specific lipid-transfer protein
Exons: 2
Coding region: 73-417 (114 amino acids)
Biological process (GO): systemic acquired resistance
Molecular function (GO): fatty acid binding
Source: RefSeq, a predicted model, not a curated record
CCGGCCCUUCCAAACGCACCCGAACCUUCCGUUCUUCAGUUAUCAGAAAGUUAUCAGAAACAAGGUUAAAAGAUGGCAUCCAGGAAAGCAGCUUUCAUAAUAGUUUUGGUAAUGUUGUCGACAAUUCAGCAGAUUUUUGGAGCAGGAGAAUGCGGAAAAACACCAGUGAAUGUUGUGGCCAAAAGCUUGAGCCCCUGUAUAGGAGCAGCCAAUAAUGCAAAGGCAAAAGUUGCACCUGCCUGCUGUGCCCAAGUCACCAAAACCUUGGCCAUGCCCAGGUGCAUGUGUGCUGUUUUUCUGUCUCCCUUGGCCAAGCAGGCAGGGAUUAAUUUGGGUAUUGCCAUUACCAUUCCAAAGCGUUGCAACAUAAAGAACAGGCCCAUGGGAAAGAAAUGUGGACGUUAUGUGGUUCCAUAAAGGGAUGCUGUUGCUUACACUAGUAUGGUCUGUGCAGAGAUUGCUUCUCGUCCUGUCUGAAUCAUCUGUUUAUCUAUGAAUAAAGGUGUAACUAUGUUUAUGCUUAGUCUAGUUUAGUUUAUGUAUUGGGUGAACUUGAUGAUGUAGUCCACUGUAGUUGCCUUACAAGUUCUGAAUAAUGAUGUAGUGUGAAAUUUUAAUGGGAAUUAUCUAAAUAUCUAUCUUUAUUUUGA